Molecule: messenger RNA, 1409 nt
Organism: Eutrema salsugineum
Lineage: Eukaryota; Viridiplantae; Streptophyta; Magnoliopsida; Brassicales; Brassicaceae
Product: methyltransferase-like protein 13
Exons: 1
Coding region: 1-1323 (440 amino acids)
Biological process (GO): polyamine biosynthetic process
Source: RefSeq, a predicted model, not a curated record
AUGGCGCUUGAUGUGAGAAUCUUCGAAACCAUCUCUCCUUCUCGUUUCAUCUCCUUCACCAUUCCGAAUCCAAUCUCUCCGUUACAGCUCCUCCGAGUCGCCGUCCUCGACUCGCCUCUUCAUUCCACCUUGUCUUCGCCUCGAGUCGCCGUCACGCUCGUACCCAAGCACAGAGAAGCCGAUUGGAUCUUCUCCACUGAGUCCGGCCAUCUCCAGCUCCUCCUUAACCUCCCCGACAUCUCUCGCUUGAUACUGAUCGGCGACGAUCCCGACGGUGGCACCGAUUUCCCCGCGGUUUACCACCGACCGAUCCCCGAGGACAGCAACGACUCGGAGAGACUCGAGCUGAGAGUAAAACCUCUUGUUGUAGCUUUGUCACCCAAAACCCUAACACGAGACGAAAUCGACGAUGUACCUUUCCUGAUUUACGAGGAUGAUGUUGUCUCCAGUGUAGAGCUGGAGAAAUCCGUCGGGCCUUUCGUAGGUGAAAUGGUGAUUGAAGAUGUAGAGAUUGAGAUCGAUGACGGGGUAAGAGAAUUCAGGAGGAGAUUGAGGUUCAAGAGAAUGCCUAAUCUAGUCCAAUCCGAAAUCAAAAUCGUCACCAGAAGUACAGACUCUUCGAAUUCGAAAUCUUUACCUUCACUAACAAGAACAGAGUUCACGCCUGAUCUCACGGAACUCGUGCAUCCCUACUUGGCGCCAAUGGUGGCAAGUCUUUCCUUGAUUGGUUCCUCUCACAUGGACAAAUCUAGACCAAAGGCAUUGUGCAUUGGAGUCGGAGGUGGAGGAUUGCUUAGUUUCCUAAGGCUACAUUUGGGGUUCGAGGUCACAGGCGUAGAGAUAGACCCUGAAGUCUUGAGGGUCGCGAGGCAUCACUUCGGCUUAGAGGAAAGCUUUGCUCAUGUUCACGUUGAAGACGGUAUUGAGUUCUUGAAGAGAUUUUCUUCUACCUGUGAUGGUGAGAAUACCAAAUUUGAUGCCUUGAUGGUUGAUCUAGACUCCACCGAUCCGAUUCACGGCGUGAGUGCUCCUCCUGUCGAUUUUGUGGCCAGAGAUGUUCUGCUAGCUGCAAGAGCAGUUCUUGUUCAUUCUGGGGUUUUCGUUAUCAAUGUCAUUCCUCCGAACAAGACUUUCUACCAAGAACUCAAAGACGAGUUUAGACAGGUCUUUGCAGAUUUGUACGAGAUUGAUGUAGGAAAUGGCGAAAACUUUGUUCUCAUCGCAACCGCUGCACCUAGAGAUCGCAAGAACAACAGUUUUACAAGGGAGAAUCUAACACCUGAUGUCUUAGUAAAGUACAUUGAUGCUAUACAGAAAAUCUGAUAUUCGUUCAAACAUAAAAUUUCAUUGCAAUAGCUCAGAUACUUAUAGUUGAGUUUUGGAUCCAAUGUAAAAAGUACAAAUGUGAA